AUGCUCCCAUUUUCCAACUACUACAUAUCUUCACCAUCCAUGUCCGAAAGCAAUAUUAACAACAACGUCAACGGCAAUAAGAAGAGGAAGAAGAAACCUCCGAUGACUAUUUACGGCGGCCGAGGAGGAGGAGAUGAUUUGGCGGUGGUGAAGGCGGCUGCGUGGGCUUGGUACCAAAGGAAAGAAGGCAAACCGAUCAUGAGAGAAUUUGAUCUAACAAGAGCACCAAAAACACCUCGACCUUCACGUUACAAGAUCGAAGCCACCAAGAACAUGAUCCUCUCUGAGAACAAGGUUUUAGCGGAGAAUAGGGUUUCUAAGUCUUCGCUUUGGUACACGAAUUACCCUUUUCGUGGGGAUCAAGAAACGCAGUACUCUCGUCUUCUUGACACUUACGAGAUCAAGAACAUCUCCAAGAGGCUUAAUAUUGAUGACUCUAAUCUCUCCGUGAGUUCAAGCAGUGUUUUCAAGCACAGUGGCCACCAUCAUCAUAAUCGUAAUCUUGAUUAUGGUUUUGAUAAUCAUAAUUUGUUGCAGAAGAGAAUUGGCUAUGAAAACCGUACUAAUAGUAGUAGAACAAAUGAUAACAAGAGUUAUAAUGGGUUCAUGAAAAAAGUGAGCAAGAGAAGUUUGUGGAAGGGAAUGAUUGUGAUGGGUCCAGGGUCUACGGUUUGUGGGAGAAGUGAUGACGUGGAUUUACGGGCUUCUCAGGCUAGCCGGAGAACGAUUAAGGUUGCAGCGGCGGCCGAGGCUCUGGUCAGGUUGGCGGCAAGUGGCAAGACUCACACUAGUCGUCGCUAA
This is a messenger RNA of Arabis nemorensis, 801 nucleotides long. Lineage: Eukaryota; Viridiplantae; Streptophyta; Magnoliopsida; Brassicales; Brassicaceae. The record is from the annotation of a GenBank genome assembly.